Messenger RNA from Notodromas monacha, 3893 nucleotides. The record is from the annotation of a GenBank genome assembly. Lineage: Eukaryota; Metazoa; Arthropoda; Ostracoda; Podocopida; Cyprididae.
CUACAACAGAACAUUAAAAAGAGUAAUUGAGGUCCUGCCUCAAAAAUAUGUCGCGAGGCUAAUUUAUCUACUUAUACUAAAUCAGGGCCUUGGUUUCUUCACCAGCCAAACAUCUUACCCUCGCCCUCGAGAAAAACAAAAAAGAUGCAGAUGGUUUCCUAAACGAAACCAGGGAAAACCUUCUGCGUUACUUACUCCCCCUAAAUUCCCUUCUGCCACCUUGGUUGCAUUAGUGGCAAUAUCCCAAUAUCCAUCAAUUAAAUAAUAAUAAUAAAUAAAUAGCACACACACGAGUAAAUAAAUCAUGGGGCCGACGCUGACGUUUCGCGAGUACAAGGGCCCGGAACCCUUGUCCCCGACUGUCGGCGGCAUCAAGGACCACGCUGAGGAAACCGGGAUCCCCAUGUCCCGGGAACCCGGGCUCACGUACCUCUUCAACGGCAGCAACAUGUGUUUCAUCAACUCUGUGCUUCAGGCCCUGGCCCAGAUCCCGGGUUUCGUCAACCAAUUCCUGGACGACGGCGUGUUGAACACGAUGCACCGAAGCACGGCUCAUUCGGCCGACGGCAGACUCACUCUGGGACUCGGGGAAGUGUUUAAAAAGAUGUGGUUGGGCCGGAAGAAGUUGAUCAACGCUGGGGAGUUUAAAGCCCUGCUGACGCAGGCGCACAGCGGGUACGACAAUGACGAUCAGCAGGACGCGCACGAGUUCUUUCUGGACUUGAUGCUGUCGGUGUUGUUGAGCACUCGCAUGUUUCCGUUUAAUGAGAAGAAAGUUCGCCGAUUCCCCGCGGUGCGUCUCGCGGACAGAAGGUUCAGAAAUGCGUUGCAGAGCCCCAAAGGCGUUUCUCCAUACGCAGACGACUUCGUGGGACAAUUGCGAGUCACUUAUCAAUGUCAGCAAUGUUUCAGACUCAAACACGCCUAUGAAAACUUUCUCACGUUGGAACUCGAACUGCCGUCAAAGGGAACCUCGCGAUCCCUGGAGCACCUUUUCAAGGACAACAUUUCAAGCCCCACGUUUUUUCCGGCUAUGCGAUGCGCACUGCCACGUGUCUUCGUCAUCCAAUUGCGUCGCUAUGGACGAUCCCCGUUGAACAGGAGCCGAUUCGUGAAGCUCUUCAACUACAUAGACUUCCCCAUGACGCUCAACAUGCUGCCCUUCUUGAAGGACGCCACUGACGGACACUUUAUUUACGACCUUCGCGGCGUCGUUCAACACAUGGGGCCUGACACCGACUGCGGACACUACACAACCAAGCUGAGGUAUUUGUACAAGACUGACGAGGAUGACUGGAGAAUGGUCAAUGAUCACAUUGCCAUUGAUUCCUUGGAUGACCCCACGGCUGAGAUCAAUCCGAAAGUGCGGCCCUCCAUGAGAUCAACGAUCUUCACGCCGUACAUUUUGUUUUAUGUUGCGCGGCCGCACGAUGGAGUGAAAGUGGAUUUCAUCAUGCCAACUGUCGUGCGGUAUGCCAAGGAAAUCAAGGAAGGCGGUAUGGAGUACCUCAAGAAGCUGACUGACAAUGCCCCGAGGAUCCGUACCUCUUGGAGUCCUGGGGAUCCCAUCACUGAGAAGCACAUUUUGUAUCAUGCUGACAUGUGCAGCUUGUUCCCAAAAAUUAAACCGACUCCUAGAAGACCAACUUUGCCGGAGAUCCGCCAAAUUCUUCCUCUGGAUGAGGAAUGCGUGGAAGAAGUUGAGUGGACGGAUGAGGAAGUUUUGGUGGGUCACCGGGAGAUUGGUGGCCAAGACCCUGUCCAGGAUGAUCAGGGUGAGGAAAACUCGGAAGAAUCUGAUGGAGAGCCAUUGAGAUUACGUGGUGGUGGGAAUGGAAACAACUUUGAAACUUUUGAGGAGGAUUUGAGAAGUGAAGCAUCCAGAAGAAUGACUGCAGUCCGUGAGUCGCACUCGGAGUCGUCCACGCUGUCGCACAUGUUCAACAGCAGCGACAGUCGGGGUUUAGCUGCUAGCAAAUCCCAAGCACGUCAUUCGGUCAGGUCGACAGCACUGUCGAACAACGCCAGGGCGGCUAAUAAUUCCCGUUGUGCCGCCACCUCCUGGAUUGAAUGCGCCGCCGCUAGUGUCAAUGACGACGAAGUUCAGUCCUGGUCACGAGCAAUUGUCGACCAAGUCAAGAGAAUGGACGGACUUAAGGACGGAGACUUGAUGGACAAUGGACUCACUCAGAAGGAAGAGCGAGAAAUCCUUCGUCAGAAGCGAUUUGACGCGUGGCAAAGUUACUUGAACCAGGUCCAACACGACUGUCAUCGGAAAGAGGAGCUGGAGAUUUUGCAAAUGUUGGAUGUUAUGACAAGAAAGAAAGGAGAACCUCCGAUGGACAUGGACUAUGUUUGGGACAGCUACCAAUCUUCUGAAAAGAUGCUUCAGGAAAGAGCUUCAGCUUUGGACGAACUGAAUAGAUCUAUUGCUAACAAGGAAAUUGCAGUCGAAAAAUUGGCCAAUGAAGAAGACUGGCUUCGUGAGCAACAAGCAAAUUACAUCACACCUGAAAGUCAGGCGAAAUUCCUUCGUUACUGGAUGAAACAAGCUCGAAAACGCGGGACUCAAGCCGUGCUGGACUUCAAACAAUCCUCGUUGCAGCGGUAUUUGGCAGACAGGCGACAAGUUAUCGACACUCUUGUACUGAUAAAGCGCAUCGACGACAACUUCAGCAAACGCAACCGCGGAUUCAACUGGGCCAUUGACGCCCUCGGGGCUCAUUUGACUAAUUGCAAGGACCCCAAGAGAAGUUUCUUGUUUCAAAAGCUGUUUCCCACAAUCAAGGAUGGAUCAUUGCCUCAUUAUCCUAGUGUUGCGAGGUACUGGGACAUCGUCGGAAAGGAAGCCAGGAAUUUCGAACAAGACCUGACUGUGAUCCUGAAGGAAGUUAAAGCCAUAGUCCCGGCAUUGAGGGCGCUUUUCCCGGCUUCCGACGGUGGUUAUGAUGCACUGGGUGAACUCGUGGCUGGUGCUGAAGACGAUGCCAGGAAGGACCUGGUUUUCUAUCCAGUAAAGAAAGGAGAACCUCCGAUGGACAUGGACUAUGUUUGGGACAGCUACCAAUCUUCUGAAAAGAUGCUUCAGGAAAGAGCUUCAGCCUUGGACGAACUGAAUAGAUCUAUUGCCAACAAGGAAAUUGCAGUCGAAAAAUUGGCCAAUGAAGAAGACUGGCUUCGUGAGCAACAAGCAAAUUACAUCACACCUGAAAGUCAGGCGAAAUUCCUUCGUUACUGGAUGAAACAAGCUCGAAAACGCGGGACUCAAGCCGUGCUGGACUUCAAACAAUCCUCUUUGCAGCGGUAUUUGGCAGACAGGCGACAAGUUAUCGACACUCUCGUGCUGAUAAAGCGUAUCGACGACAACUUCAGCAAACGCAACCGCGGAUUCAACUGGGCCAUCGACGCCCUCGGGGCUCAUUUGACUAAUUGCAAAGACCCCAAGAGAAGUUUCUUGUUUCAAAAGCUGUUUCCCACUAUCAAGGAUGGAUCAUUGCCUCAUUAUCCUAGUGUUGCGAGGUACUGGGACAUUGUCGGUAAGGAAGCCAGGAAUUUCGAACAAGACCUGACUGUGAUCCUGAAGGAAGUUAAAGCCAUAGUCCCGGCAUUGAGGGCGCUUUUCCCCGCUUCCGACGGCGGUUAUGAUGCACUGGGCGAACUCGUGGCUGGUGCUGAAGACGAUGCCAGGAAGGACCUGGUUUUCUAUCCAGUGUUGCCCAUUGGUCAAUGAAUAUCUUGACGGAAAUGCGAUCACGGGAUGAGAAGGAAUUCUUAUUCCACUUUCACGCAUGUUUAUUUAUUUAUUUAUUUAUUUGGCAAUCGUCUGGAUGUUGUUUAACCUGCGUCGUCGUGCUCACUUUCCCUCGCGCCCCUGAAUAAAAUUAUUAUUCGUA